AUGACGGAGGCUAACAACCAGCGAUUCAGCGCUGAAGCCGCAGCAUGGGAUUCGAAUUCAGAUCAUGUGCAUACCUGCGACGAAGCGGUCCAAAGUAUUAUGCAUCACGUGCCGGCAUUCACUGAAGGCAAGGCUAAAGACCUUGACGUCCUCGAAAUCGGCUGUGGCACCGGCCUAGUAUCGUUCAAGCUAGCACCCCAUGUUCGCUCACUUGUCGGCGUUGAUACCGCAGACGGGAUGAUCGAUGCUUUCAACGCCAAAGUCGCCGCUCUUCCUAAGCCCGAAACCGCCAACCUAGCUGCGGUCAACGUCCUUGUGCAAGACGCAGAUGACGUGCAUGUUCAAGGAGCUGCGGCCGCUCUUGCAACUAGACGAGGAGAGUCUGGUCACGAUGUGCCGUACAGGUUCGAUCUCGUGGUUUCCCAUUUGACCCUUCAUCACCUCCCAUGGCUUUCCGUCGUUCUAGGGAUCCUGAUGCAGACUUUAAGACCGGCAGGUCGGAUUGCGUUGACGGACUAUGAAGAUUUUGGUAGUGAGGCGAUAAGAUUCCAUCCAGCGACAAAGAGAGAGGGCGUGGAGAGUCAUGGGAUCAAGAGGGGUGAUAUAGAGGCAAUGAUCAAGAGAGCUGGGUUUGAAAAUGUUAAGGUCGAGACCGCGUACACAUUCUCCAAGAAGGUCGAAGCUGAGGGCAAAUUACCGGAAACGACGAUGGAUUUCCCUUUCUUGAUCUGUUUGGGACAAAAGCCUUCAUAA
Messenger RNA from Mytilinidion resinicola, 753 nucleotides. Its product is annotated as S-adenosyl-L-methionine-dependent methyltransferase. The transcript has 2 exons. The record is from RefSeq and is a predicted model, not a curated record. Bases 1 to 753 code for a protein of 250 amino acids. Lineage: Eukaryota; Fungi; Ascomycota; Dothideomycetes; Mytilinidiales; Mytilinidiaceae.